Silurus meridionalis is the source of this 1917-nucleotide messenger RNA. RefSeq lists its product as uncharacterized. The record is from RefSeq and is a predicted model, not a curated record. The coding region runs from base 90 to 620 and encodes 176 amino acids. The transcript is spliced from 3 exons. NCBI's taxonomy places the organism in Eukaryota, Metazoa, Chordata, Actinopteri, Siluriformes, Siluridae.
GGAAUCGAGGAGGACAAUCGGACCAUUGCCUCAGGGAUCACCUGAACAAAUCAAAGAAAAGAGCGCGAGCCCUGGGUUGAAGUUUGGAGAUGCCUUCUCUGCAUCAUGGAGCCGUGUUCGUUGGGGUCUUCCUCAUUGUCACCGGCGGCUCGACCGCCUUCCUCACAUCCAGCCAAAGCCGCCUGCAGGCGUUCAGCCUGUGCUGUGUGGUGCUCGGCGCAGUCAUGCUCAUUCUCGGCCUCUUUUGGGCCAUGAACGGAAAGAGUCGGCAGGGUUCCUACACGAACGAAUACACACACGACUACGGGCAUGUGCUGUUCAGCCCCCCGCCCGGGAGCCACUUCCCGGAGUCCCAGUCUGUCUUCUUGCACAGGACUUUGGAAAGGCAGAGACGAGGGCUGUACAGCGAAGAUUUCGACUAUCCUCCCAUGGAGCCGACAUGUUUCAGCCCAGCUGCUCGAGGGCCACCACCCCACUGGGAGAUGGAACCUCCACCUCCGUACGAAGUGGCCAUCAAGACUACAUGCAGCUCCACGAACAUGCGGCGCAGUUACUCGGACACGCUUUUGCCCACCGAGCCACUCUUUAGUCGCUCCCGUGAGAUCAGCUUCGAAGUAUAAGGCUUGCUUUGUCAGUGAGCCAUUAGGCUGCACCCAAUCGCUGCAGCCACCAGCUGGCACGGAGCAUGGCUUACCCAGAGAACCUACAUUCCAAGUGUGCUUCAGAAACCUUAUACUGAAGCUCCUUACUCAUCACUAGGAGUUCUUAAUAAAAUGGGAACGUCCGUAGGAGUGCUCAAAAUCUGCAGUUUCCCCCAAAGCUAUAGAUUGCUCAGUAUUUUCACAACUGGCAGUGAAACUGAGGUCAUUUUGCCCAUUGUCUCCCUGCAGCCAAUGCUAUUUUGUUCCAUACAAGUUACAUUAUACACAUUACUGACUUUACACUACAAACAUGCAUACUUCUACACAUUUACAAAUUCCUCACAAGCAUGAAUCACAUUCAUUUCUCGACAAACUCAAGAACUGUACUCGCUGCUUAUGGAUGUCACAUAGUAUAUAGAAACUCCUGGACUCAUGAAAAUAAGAUCUCUUGCACAAUCGGAACUCAUCAAUGUAAGCACCAGCUCAUGAGACGAAAACAGAGAGAAAAGGCCUGGCUAUAUAUGCAAAGCUUCUAGUUGCUCCUGGUGGUUUGAGAGGAGAUCUUAUGCCUUGUCAGUAUCUUAUGCAGAAAAGACUGAUUGAAGCUGGAGUCGUAGGAAAUGACACCAGAUCAAAAAUGCAGCUCUAUCGAAAAGCACACUGACAGUGGCAAUAGUGAAAUGGCUUGUUGCAUUGGACUGAACUGCUAACAUGGUGACGAGAGCCAUAAGGAUGUAUCUCUUCAUUUGGGUGCUUACAGAGAAUUGACAGACUAUGUCUUACAGGAAACACUUGCCAUUAAGCGCAACAUCAAACCAGAGCGUUAUUUGGUUUGUCACUAGUGACCUUUGUGUCCCCCGGAGGAAACUGACAAUCUAAGAAGCAUUGAUUUGUGAUGUAAUGUAAGUAUUGAAUGCCUUACUGAUGUGAUCACGGAUGACCACAGUGCAUUAGCUGGUUUAAUAUUACCUUGGACUCUUCUUGUUUGUAACAUUAUAAAUCAAGGCAUUUUCAUUGAUUGCUUUCUCUGCUUCGAACCAAAGUGACAUUAAAAUGAUGUGCCUCCAUUAAAUACAAAUCAGGGCCUUUAAAUGAAGGUACUUUUGCACUAUACAAUAUAGGAUAUGCACGAUGUACGUGGUUUACGUGCAUGUACCCAAAGAUUAUUACAUAAGACUAUUAAUAUUGUUUUUUGUUUUGUUUUUUAAACAAAAUGUCAAGUGUUUUCAUUUGUUUUUGAGAAAUAAAGUACAACAAAAAUAAGUAUAUAUUGUCA